ACAUCUUGUGCCGGACUAAUUUAGUGUGAUUUGUAAACUGUGGCCAGGUGAAGCAAGUUAAUAAGAAGACAUUUAGUGUCGGACUAAAUCUGUGUGAUUUGUAAACUGUGGCCAGGUGAAUCAAGUUUAUCAGAAGACAUUUAGUGUCGGACUAAAUCUGUGUGAUUUGUAAACUGUGGCCAGGUCCAACAAGUUUAUCAGAAGACAUUUAGUGUCGGAUUAAAAUUGUGAUUGGUAUACUGUGGUCGGCCAAUGGGAAACAUGCUGUUUUACCGGAAAAGGAAUCGGCAUAUCAUCAUACUGGUCGUGUUACUGUCUUCUAUAUAUGUAAUAUUUCGGUAUCAAAUAUCAUCAACAUCAAAGUUAAUGGAACACUAUAUCAGAGAUCAUUUAGAGCUACCCAAGACAAUUAUUUCAAAUUCAACUACUGGACACGCUUUUCCUUACACACGUUUACCUGUGGAAAUCGACUGCAGAGCUCUGUUUGAUGGGAAGGAGUCAGAACUCCUUAUCGCUGACGCUCAGUAUAACCUAAUCACAAACCAGUACAUCUCUAAUCAUGUUUACAUUAAAGAGACUGUAGAUUGUGCAACAUUCAGAAAGUCACGUGGUUACAUUACCAGUCCUUUAUCAGAGGAAGAAGAACUAUUUUCCAUAGCGUAUUCAUUGGUUGUCUAUGAGGAUGCAAAUCAAGUUGAAAGAUUACUACGCGCAUUAUACCAGCCACAGAACUAUUACUGUAUACAUUUGGACAUAAAAUCUCCACCUGAUUUCCGCCGUGCCAUUUCCGGUAUAGCAAAGUGUUUUGAUAAUGUAUUAAUAUCUUCCAUGUCUGUUUCCGUCCUAAGAAAAUCGUAUACUGUCCUACAGCCUGAUUUGAUAUGUAUGGAAGAUUUGUGGAAAUACAAUGACUGGAAGUAUAUCAUUAACAUUGCUGGCAACGAAUUUCCUCUUCGAACUAAUUUGGAACUUGUGAAUAUUCUAAAGACUUUAAAUGGGUCAAAUCAUGUGGAGGGAAUUUUAAACAAGGCAAACACAGAUAGAUGGAAGGAAGCCGUGCUACCUCCUCAUCACAUCCGCCCUGUAAAAGGAUCAAUGCAUAUACUAGCCACACGAGAAUUCGUGGACUAUGUUCUCCAUAACCAAGUAGCAAAGGAUUUCCUCGACUGGACAAAACAGACCUUAUAUCCCGAGGAAACCUUCUUUUCUUCUCUCAAUUAUAAUCCACACCUUAAUGUGCCGGGUGCUUUUAAAGGUAAUCUAAAGGAGAAGGAUGGCUCCCUAAGGUUCUUCGGACGUUUUGUAAACUGGGUGGAUUGGAUAAAUGGUACUGAUCAGUAUAAAUCCGAAUUCUAUUGCCACGGCAAGUUUAUACACGGACUAUGUGUGUUUGGAGUACGAGAUCUGCCCUUAAUCGUCAGUCGUCCGGAAUUAUUUGUCAACAAAUUUUACAGAUACUUUCAUCCCGUAGUGAUGGACUGUAUGGAGGAACUUUUAUUUAAUCGGACAAGGAACGAUUAUCUCACCAAACAGACAGUCAACACAGAUGUCUAUACUAAGGAAUACGGGUGGAUCGCUAAUACGUGAUACAGUGGUGGUGGACCUGUUGAGAUUACAUGUUAAUCAUUUUGUGUUCGCUAGGUUAGAUUUUUUAUUGAAUAGGAAUACACAGGCUGCCAUUGAAGCUCAUUUUUUUUCUUCUACAAAUGUUACAUAUAAAUAGAAUACCAAAACAAAAUUGAGAGUAAUUGUCAAUUUAUUAAAUGACUAAAAUGUUUAGAACACCACUGGGAAUUUUGAAUAAAAACAAAACAAUUUUUGUUAAAAUCAUCACAUAAUCAUUCACAAUCUCAUUUAUAAAACAGUAAAAAAUAUCUUGAAAAGCGGUGGCGAACCAAAAAAGGCAAUUAUGCUUGGUCUUUUUAUUUUUCCAUUUGCACUAUUCUGCGGGUUUCCUCUGAAUCUUUUGGAGGGGUGAUAUUGAAACUAAACACGGGUAUGCGAGGCAUCAUUCAAGAGUUUUCUAAACAUUUUCUUGUUGUUGGAACGUAUGGUUUAUGCUAGGAUAUUUCAUUAACACAACCGAAUUAUGUUUUUACGUGACGUUUUGGUGACUAUUACACUGCCACUUUCAUCAGAAACACAACGAGGACAGCAAUCAAGAUUGUUUCAAAUUACACUGUACUGAAUUAUGUUUGGAUUACUUUUGUGCGAAUGGAUGGAGCGGAUGUGUAUAGGACAUGGUCUAAGAUGGAGUUAAAAAACAAUAGAAUUUUGCCCUUGAUUUCAUUUCUAUUGUUUAAUGCCCUUAGGGAGAUGGCUUGUGUAGAAAUUAGCCUGUUGCUGAAUAUCAAGUGAAUUCAUUCAAUAGAAUCUUUGUGAAAUGAAAUAUCUUAUCUACAGCAUGGCCAUUCAAGGACAGUCUCCCCUAAGGAUCUAUAUAGAAGGCAUACAGUCUGAUCAACAGAAACGGUGGAAAUAUACCUCAUCAAAACCAUGAACGGCAAUACCAGGAACUCGACCUGUCACAUUAUACUGACAUCGUGUGAACGAGUCGUGACUUUUAUAAACAGCUCAGCUUUAUGGAGGAGUAAAAACUAUCAUUUUAUAGACUCUAGCUUGUCUCCGAGUGUAGAACCCAGAGCUUCCUCAUAUGGGCGAACGCUCAACGUAACGCCAAAGUGAAGUACUCUAUCAAUAAGGAAGAAACAAACCAAAUUAUGCCACCACAUACGAGUCAUGCAAUGAGGACAGCAAUAAGCACGUGCCACUUGUUUAAACAUAUAAACUGUGAUUAUGUCGCAUUAUUUUUGUCGUUAUUUCGUUCUGUCGCUGCGAAAAGACGAUUUUUAGCGAUACGAAAUAAUACAAUAACGAAAUGGCACAUAUCAGCUACCAUAGAUAAAACACAAUUAGAAAUUCGAUUACCUCAUUCCACAUAUGACAUGUUUAAUAAUUAAUUAGUCUUGUCACUGUUGUUGCUGUUUUUAAGAAACACAAAGUGAUAUCAGAUGAACUCGUUUGUUAUUACCACGAUUAUCAUUCAACGGAAAUUUUAAUAUUUACCGUAGUGUUACUCGUGGGGAACAUUAAAAGGUUUUAAUUAGAUUGUAUUUAUAUAAGUGUCAGUCAGUGGCGACAUCUAUAGGGUACACUGUCAUUGAAUAACGUAGGGACAUGAUAGCACUGUUUAUUUUCUCAUUUAGAUGCUGUAGGGCGUACAGUUUGUCGCUGGCACUUUGGGUGUUGAUAAAAUCAUCAUAUAUAUCAUCCAUUUUCAAUACUUAGAGGAUCUAUCAUACAAACACUGAUUAAAUAUCAUUUUAUUGGUAUGUGAAUGAUGUAAAACAUGUUAGGAAUGACAUAGUUUCUAUGUGUAAAGCUACAUCAAUAUAGUCCAAUUGUCAUUGUAUUAUAGUGGCGCCAGACACGGCAGUUACUAUCUAAUUCUGUGAAUAUUUAAUGCUAAAACUAAUUUUCUACGUUUGUAAACUAAUAUACUACUUUGUAUUGGUCAGGGGUGACAGAGUUCUCUAAAUAGUACAUCCCUAUGUGUUAUUAAAACAAACACACAGCAAUAAGAUAAAA
Molecule: messenger RNA, 3588 nt
Organism: Pecten maximus
Lineage: Eukaryota; Metazoa; Mollusca; Bivalvia; Pectinida; Pectinidae
Product: beta-1,3-galactosyl-O-glycosyl-glycoprotein beta-1,6-N-acetylglucosaminyltransferase-like
Cellular component (GO): membrane
Molecular function (GO): acetylglucosaminyltransferase activity
Source: RefSeq, a predicted model, not a curated record